Messenger RNA from Siniperca chuatsi (mandarin fish), 1622 nucleotides. It is a transcript of the gene ufd1l, whose product is annotated as ubiquitin recognition factor in ER associated degradation 1. Gene Ontology annotation, molecular function: polyubiquitin modification-dependent protein binding. Gene Ontology annotation, cellular component: VCP-NPL4-UFD1 AAA ATPase complex. The transcript has 12 exons. The record is from RefSeq and is a predicted model, not a curated record. NCBI's taxonomy places the organism in Eukaryota, Metazoa, Chordata, Actinopteri, Centrarchiformes, Sinipercidae. Bases 165 to 1097 code for a protein of 310 amino acids.
GCUAACUUCUGUCGUGUCGUCAUUUCCUACUGUCAGCUCGUACACUUCCGGAAGAAGCGGAUGAUAACUGAAAACUACAGCUCUUAUGAAAAUUUUCAAAUAAGAAAACAGAAACAGUCACAUCGAUUUGCGUCUUUUGACGACCAAAGACCUAAACUGUCGACAUGUUUUCCUUCCACGUAUUCGACCACCCGAUGUCCCGGGGUUUUCAGAACCGCUUCUCCACUCAGUACCGCUGCUACUCGGUGUCCAUGCUGGCAGGUCCCAAUGACCGCUCCGACGUGGAGAAAGGAGGCAAAAUAAUAAUGCCACCUUCAGCCCUCGACCAGCUCAGCAGGCUUAACAUUACUUAUCCAAUGCUGUUCAAGCUGACCAACAAAAACUCAGACAGAAUGACACACUGUGGUGUUCUGGAGUUUGUGGCAGAUGAGGGAAUCUGCUACCUGCCACACUGGAUGAUGCAGAAUCUCCUGCUGGAGGAAGGUGGUCUGGUCCAAGUGGAAAGUGUUAACCUUCUGGUGGCCACUUACUCAAAGUUCCAGCCACAGAGCCCCGACUUCCUGGACAUUACGAACCCCAAGGCAGUACUGGAGAACGCAUUGAGAAACUUUGCUUGCUUGACAACUGGUGAUGUCAUAGCUAUCAACUACAAUGAAAAGAUAUAUGAGCUGCGAGUAAUGGAGACCAAGCCCGAUAAAGCAGUAUCCAUCAUCGAGUGCGAUAUGAAUGUGGAUUUUGAUGCUCCUCUGGGUUACAAAGAGCCUGAGCGACGACCUCAGCACCAGGAAGAACCAACAGAGGAAGAAGCCGAUCCCAGUAGUUACGCUGACAUGGACACAAGAUUCAGAGCAUUCACCGGCUCUGGCAAUCGUUUGGAUGGUAAAACAAAAGGGAUUGAGCCUAGCCCUGUCCCUCUUGGCCCAAGUGACAUCAAAAGAGGCAUUCCCAACUAUGAAUUCAAAGUUGGCAGGAUCACCUUCAUCAGGAACUCCAGGCCUCAGCCCAGGAAAUUUGUAGACGAUGAUGACGCCUUGAACAGAUUCAUCGCCUUCUCUGGACAAGGACAAUCACUACGCAAGAAGGGCAGAAAGCCUUGAAGGAUUUCAAGUGGAGAGACUGGCUAAUGUGCACUCACCAUAUCUAUUGUCACCUUCAACAGAAAAGUAAAAAAAAAAACUUCAGAUGCAUUGGAGUUUUGUCUCUGUCUCUUCAAAAUGGGAGUUUUGCUUUGAGUUGGGAUUAUAAGUAAUUAAAACUCUGACAGCUUCUUCAACAAAAGCUGAGCUGCAUAAAAUGCUGUCACUUGUAAUUUGGUAUUCUCAAGUCCAUGGUGAUUUGAGCCAGGCAUAAUAAAUUAUAUCACCACACCACCAACACAAAGAAUAACUUGUGAAGUAUUGUAAUGAUAUACGAUUUGAAUGACCUUUUGAUUUAGAGCGCAUCCAGAGUCCAGUUUGUAUAAUAAAAUGGGAGCAAUGAUAGCUCUGUACUUUUGUUUUUAAUUAUAAAGAAUUAAAAUUUUUAUCUUAGGUUGUUUUUCUGAGUUAUAGGAAUAGUUUGCAAGUGUUUCCCUUUUUUCCUGGUUUAUUUAUAGAGAAAUAAAGGACUGUGUUUUGAAAUGA